AAAAGAAAAAAAGCAAAAAAAAAACGCAAAACUUUGAAUGUUCAAAAUUAUUGUUUAAAUAAUUUUUUCCUGCAUGGACAACAAAAAAUGAUUCUUGAAUGUUAUUUAAUAUUUUAAUAUUUAAUUUCUAUUAUAGAUUGAUGAUUGGGACUCCAUUAUGACAAGAAAAUCAAAGCCAAAAAUCAUCUGGUUGUCAGAAAAAAGAGAUAUAGUAAUCUACAACCCUCUAGGACACAGUAGAAGGGAUCUUAUAACAUUGACUGUGGAUAGAGCUCAGGUCAAGGUCACCAACAGGUCAACAACCCUGGGGAUUCCCCACCAGAUCUCACCUGUCUUGGUGAAUGGCAGCUUCUCCACUGAUUUCUAUGAAUUGUCCUUUGAAGUCAUCUUGCCAGCACUGUCUAUUUCCUUCAUAACCAUACAGCAAGAGGAAGAAAAUCAGAAUGAUCAGACCAGGCUGGUUCUGUUUAAAGAGCCAAUCAAAUUCUCCUCAAGUACAAGGUUACCAGGAAUUACUGUAGAAAUAGACAAAUCGCCAUAUUUCAUCAUCAGCAAUACUUAUCUGACAGCAUACUUCUAUACAUGCAAUGGGAGAUUACAGUAUAUAAAGCAGAAUUCUGCUGGAUUCAUAUGGAGGUCAGAGGUCAAGUUUGUAACCUACACUUCAGGGAAGGCAUGGUCUACACUGUUUAAAGACAAAGGAGGAGCUUACACUUUUGUCCCUGAUGGACCAGCAGAGACUUUCUCUGAACCAUUAGAAGCUUUAUUUCUUAUCGACGGACCACUGUUUUCAAGAGUUGUUACUGUUCAGCUCAGUGUGAUCCAAAGUUUUACAGUCCAUAAAACUUCUGGGCUUAUGAAUAGAGGAGUUUACAUAGAGAACAACAUUAACAUACAGAGCCUUGACAACACAGAACUGAUGAUGCGAAUAGAAUCUGAUGUAGGAGGAUCCAAAAGUGAACUGUGUGUGGAUCUAAAUGGAUUCCAGAUGCACAGAAAGGGGACAUUUACAAAGAGAGGUAUACAGGGUAACUUUUUCCCCAUGACAACCAUGGCUUCUGUUGAAAAUGAAAGCAGCAAAUUAACUCUACUUACCACAUCCUCUAGAGGAGCCGCGAGUCUGUCACCAGGCUGGCUGGAGGUGGGGCUGGACCGUAGAAUGCUACAGGACGACUGGCGGGGGCUCGGCGAGGGGGUUACAGACAAUGUCCAAACCAGGAGUUCAUUUAUGUUGAUAUUUGAGAGAAAGUCCUCAAACAAGAUAUCUAACGUUUGUUUUCCAUCAUCUCUGGUCAGCCAGCUUUCUGAUGAACUAGAGAACCCCAGUGUUGUAGCACAGACAAACUCUGUCUUCCAUGUGUAUCCACGACAACAGGCCUCAUUGAUCAAACAGACAAACUCUGUCUCCCAUGUGUAUCCACGACAACAUGUCUCAUUGAUCAAACAGAGUCUUCCUUGUAACAUUCAUCUCAUCAACUACAGGUAUACAACCUCACAUAUAGACAAGGUGGAAGAAAUGAACCAUUCCACCAUAGCUUCAUACUUGCUAGUGGUGCAUAAAAGGAAGUUUGAUUGCAACACAGCAUCAGAAAACAAUGUUUGUUCAAACCCUGAGGCUUUUAGUUUAUGGGAUUUAUUUAUGGACUGCUCAAUCAAAAAAGCAUGGGAGACAUCACUAACAGGAACUGUGAUAUUACAAGAAAUACCAAAAUAUAAGGAAGUCUCUUUUAAUGCCAUGGAAAUUAAAACUUUUAAGGUGCUUUGUCAUUAAAGUUUGCUGUCAUUAAGUUUUGCUUUUUUUCAAAUAAGGAUAACAGUUGAUUUGAUAACUGCAUGUUCCAGAGAGAGAGAGAUAGAGAGAGAGGUAUUUCAAAGCUAUACUUUUUCCCUAAAAAUCUAUUCUGUUUUUUAAUGACAAAUUGGGAAUGCACUGUAUUAGACUCGCUUCCUGGAUUAUCUGUAUUAUUAGAUGUAAAAUAGAAAUUGACUUCCUCCUCCUAGUCAUGUUGUACUAUAAAUACCUUGUUCUGUAUAUUAUACAACAAAGUCGAGUAAUGAUCAGAUAUAUAAUAGAGUCUGCCCUAAC
Saccostrea cuccullata (small rock oyster) is the source of this 2086-nucleotide messenger RNA. Its product is annotated as alpha-mannosidase 2-like. Gene Ontology annotation, molecular function: alpha-mannosidase activity; carbohydrate binding. Gene Ontology annotation, biological process: N-glycan processing; protein deglycosylation; mannose metabolic process. Bases 158 to 1771 code for a protein of 537 amino acids. Gene Ontology annotation, cellular component: Golgi membrane. Lineage: Eukaryota; Metazoa; Mollusca; Bivalvia; Ostreida; Ostreidae. The transcript has 10 exons. The record is from RefSeq and is a predicted model, not a curated record.